This is a messenger RNA of Chelonoidis abingdonii (Abingdon island giant tortoise), 739 nucleotides long. RefSeq names its product SNAP associated protein (gene SNAPIN). Gene Ontology annotation, biological process: intracellular protein transport; synaptic vesicle exocytosis; lysosome localization. Gene Ontology annotation, cellular component: BLOC-1 complex; synaptic vesicle; BORC complex. The record is from RefSeq and is a predicted model, not a curated record. NCBI's taxonomy places the organism in Eukaryota, Metazoa, Chordata, Testudines, Testudinidae. Gene Ontology annotation, molecular function: SNARE binding.
GGCAGCGCGAUGGCGGCGCUGGCAGGGCCUGGCGCGGGGACCCCGGGGUCCGGGGCUCGCGACCUCUUCGCCGAGGGGCUGCUGGAGUUCCUGCGCCACCCGGCCGCCGCUCAGCUCGACUCCGCACGUCACGCGGUCAGGGAGAGCCAGGUGGAGCUUCGGGAGCACAUCGAUAACCUGGCCACAGAGCUGUGCAGGAUCAAUGAAGACCAGAAGGUUGCGCUUGACUUGGACCCAUACGUGAAGAAGCUGCUCAACGCCCGGCGCCGAGUUGUGCUGGUCAACAAUAUCCUGCAGAAUGCACAGGAACGGCUGAGGAGACUCAAUCACAAUGUGGCCAAGGAGACAGCCCGCAGGAAGGCCGUCCUGGAGGCUGCUGGUGGCUACCCCCAGGGCCCGCCCAGCAAGUGAAGCGUGGGGGGAGCCUGGCUGGAGUGUUGCUGGACUGAUGGCCAGUGGAUUCUAGAGCUGGUACUAGGAGUUCGGCUGAGCAGGGAGACAGGAGCACUCCCUGCAGAGCUGAAGUUGGGGGGGGGGACUGCAGGGGAGAGAUGCACAGCUGGCUGUCAAAUGGAGGGGUAGAGCUGCUCCCACCUUCCAUGCUGCUUUCAGGGAGACCUCAGCAAGCUGGGCAGAUGGCCUUUGCUAGCACUGGUGCCCCAUUCACAGAACCGAGGGGCCCGUGUACAAUGUAGUGUUAGGCUGGGAGGCAGUACAAUAAAGCUGCCUGUUGCUUAUG